Molecule: messenger RNA, 1498 nt
Organism: Lactuca virosa
Lineage: Eukaryota; Viridiplantae; Streptophyta; Magnoliopsida; Asterales; Asteraceae
Source: the annotation of a GenBank genome assembly
AUGACGAGUAUCUCAGAACUCAAAGCUGAGGGUAUCGGAGGCCCCUUACAAGUUAGAAUACUACGCAAAUGGAAACACGAUGUCCGCCAAUAUGAGACGUGGUACCUGGCUGUUGACAGAUUUGGAGAUGCAAUUCAAAUUCUUGGACAGCGAACAAAUCAGAGCUACAUUGAAUCUGUUUUCAAUGUUUCAGAAUGUUACAUCAUAUCAGAUUAUAGCUGUCCUCAGUUAGACAAGUAUCAAAAAGUUCUUGAAAAUGAGUUCUAUAUUGAUGUUGGUCUCAAGUCCAUCAUACAACCAAUUCCAGACACAAUAACAGUUCCAAAAAGUUGGUUUCGCUUCGUAUCAAAGUCAAAUCUGAUACAACUCGGAGAAACACCACCAUACUAUCCAGACUUCAUUGGCGUUCUAUCAAAGAUAAGAGAUUGCACGAAAGCAAAUAGAGAACCAUUUGUGUUGCUUAUACUAACUGAUGAAAGUGGCAGUGAACUUGCAAUCAAUCUAUGGAAAGAAUGCAUAACCAAUCCACAGAAAUUCAACUGUGCCUCCCUAGAUCACCCAUCUACAACAACGGUUGUUGCAAUAACAAACCUAAAACCAUCAACAUCCAAUGGAGCAUUACGGCACGGCUCAUCACAUGCUACACAUAUCUAUGUCAAUCCAGAUAUACCGGAGACAACAUCACUCAUAAGUCUAUUCACAGGUCCCUCAAGGCCGAUACCAGCACUAUCAGGAACUCCCUCAACCCUAUACAACAUGAAACUGAAAAACAGAUCUGAUCUACUGGAUAAAACAUUCAUAGUAGAAGCUUCAAUCAAGGAAUUUCACUUUCAAAACAGCUGGUACCAAACAACAUGUCCAAUCUGUAAAGAUCCGAUUUUCAGAAGAGGCGAACAGUGGUAUUGCAGUGCACAUGGACUCAUUGAAAACCCAACCUACACAUGCAAAUUCACAGUCACCAUUACCGACACUACGAACACCAUACCUGCGGUUGUAUCCGAAACAGCGUCUCGGAAGCUGUUAAAAUCAUCACUUCAAAAGUUUAUAUCUGACAACCCGCUCACAAGCAGAAACAGCCUCCCUUCCAUCAUCACUGAUCAAAAAGAACAAACAAAAACAAUGUGUAUCCAAAUGCUUAGGACAUCAACAACUUGACAACAUCCGUUUCAUAGUAAUUGACAUCUAAGAAUCAACAACGCCAUCAGAGACACCUGUCCCAACAACACCAGCCGUACCGCGGAUGACAAGAAUGCGACCAGAUGACGGAACACCAGAGCCAAGCAGACCUCCUCGCCCUGUGGCACGCACUCUCACCUUCACUCCACCAGGGCCACCACCACCAAAAAAUCAAAAACGAACCACAAAAUAGCAGAUAUCAUGAAACAGCACUAAGAAAUCCAACUUUUGUUUUGGACAAUAUGUUUAUCUUUUGUAACAGACAUGCUAAACAACUAUCAUAUGUAAUAUAAACAAUAAUAAACAGACACCCUUUGCAUGC